Molecule: messenger RNA, 1146 nt
Organism: Adineta steineri
Lineage: Eukaryota; Metazoa; Rotifera; Eurotatoria; Adinetida; Adinetidae
Source: the annotation of a GenBank genome assembly
AUGCGAGCAAUGCUAUCUAACGCUAUUCUCAUUGUACUAGCUUUGACUUGUGUAUCAUCAACAUUCGGUCAUUUGUGCUUAUGGCAACCAAUGCAACGUGGAAAUUUCAGUCUCGAUCCUCCAGGUUCACAUACCUGUUAUCGAAAAAUGGCACCUUGUGGUGGAUACAAUUCAUCAACAUCACAUCAACGAACCGUUCUCGAAGCGGGUACAUUAUAUACUGUUUUAUUUCAACAACAUAUAAAUCAUUAUUAUCCACCAAAUCCUGGCAAACUUGACGUUUCAUUUGCUAGAGGACUUGAUCCUCUAGAAGAAGAUUUUCAAACAUUAGUCUCUUUUAAUGACUACAAUCCAAUGAAUCAUAAUACACAAACAAAUUUCUCAAUAGAAGUUCAAUUACCAAAACAAUCGUGUGAUUAUUGUGUUUUGAGAGUACGUUAUCUAACAAAUAAUCCUGACGAAGAAGAUUAUGGGACAACAUUUCAUCAAUGUUCUGAUAUUCAAUUAACAGAAAGUUCGUCAAACAACAUUCAAUCAAUCGCUCCUGAAUACUAUCCAGUCAAACAACAGAAUGAUUCACAUGAUUGUUGUACACCUCCAAGUUUUCAAACAAAAUUCGUACAUCUAAUACCGAACAUUAGCUACACUAGCUCAGGUGAAAUCUAUUAUGAUCAACCGUCUAAGCAAAUGCGUUUCACAGUAUCGAUUAUGAAUGUCACGUACAACAUGUGGAUGAAUUUCACCUCAGGCAAACAGUAUUAUUUUAAUGUCAAUAACCAAACUUGUCAUCUCUUUGGAUUGAAUUACUGGAAUGAUUGGUGUUACGGAAAUACAUAUAAUCAAACUGAACAGUUUCUAACUGCUAAUAAAUCAUGUUCAAGUGGCUCGUCUCGAUUAUGUAAUCAAUGGCAAAAUGGAGAUUUCUUAUUUGAAUCGACUUCAUCAGGAUGUUAUCCAUCUAUACUUAGUCGACUAUCAAGUAAUGAACGAACUGUCUAUUUCGAUGCAAAAGAUGGGCCAAUCCCAUCCGAAGUAUUUCAACCGAAUCCUAUUUGUUUCAAAGAAACAACAAUAAUACAUUCACAUAAUCCAUCGGCUAGAUUUUUAAAACAAUUGCUACAAGAAAAGAAAAUAUGGCACAAUUAA